Molecule: messenger RNA, 973 nt
Organism: Balaenoptera acutorostrata (minke whale)
Lineage: Eukaryota; Metazoa; Chordata; Mammalia; Artiodactyla; Balaenopteridae
Product: ADP-ribosylation factor 4-like
Exons: 1
Coding region: 39-581 (180 amino acids)
Biological process (GO): vesicle-mediated transport; intracellular protein transport
Cellular component (GO): plasma membrane; cytoplasm
Molecular function (GO): GTP binding; GTPase activity
Source: RefSeq, a predicted model, not a curated record
CCCUUCUGCUCCUGCCCAUCGCAAGUGCCACUACCACCAUGGGCUUCACCAUCUCCUCCCUCUUCUCCCGUCUCUUCAGCAAGAAGCAGAUGCGCAUUUUGAUGGCUGGAUUGGAUGCUGCUGGCAAGACGACCAUUCUGUAUAAACUGAAGUUAGGAGAGAUAGUCACCACCAUUCCUACCAUUGGUUUUAAUGUGGAAACAGUAGAAUAUAAGAACAAUUGUUUCACAGUAUGUGAUGUUGGUGGUCAAGAUAAAAUUAGGCCUCUCUGGAGGCAUUACUUCCAAAAUACCCAGGGUCUUAUUUUUGUGGUAGAUAGCAAUGAUCGUGAAAGAAUUCAGGAAGGAGAAGAAGAGCUGCAGAAAAUGCUUCAGGAGGAUGAGCUGCAAGAUGCCAUGUUUCUGCUUUUUGCAAACAAACAGGAUUUGCCGAAUGCUAUGGCCAUUAGUGAAAUGACAGGUAAAUUAGGUCCUCAGUCUCUUCGUAACAGAACAUGGUAUGUUCAAGCCACUUGUGCUACACAAGGAACCGGUCUGUAUGAGGGACUUGACUGGCUGUCAAAUGAGGUUUCAGAACGUUAAAUGAAACUGGAUAUCUAACCAAGGACAUGUUUGAUGGAAUUGGUCUAGGCUUGUUACAACAAAAUUAGUUUGCAUCUUGGUUAUUAAACAGUAUCUGGGACUGGUUUGGGCAGAAUAUUACAGCGUUUAAACUUAUUUUGUUGCCAAUUAUUGUUUACCAAGUAGAAUGUUGCCAUUUAGCAAUAGGCUUGGUUUUAAAGAGAUUCUCUUAACUUGGGAAAAAAAAGUGUCCUCUUUUAAUUUUACUUUCCUUAAGCCUAAAUUCCUGGACGUAGCUAAUGUGACACCUUUAAAUAAAUCCAUUUUGAAUGUUUUUUUGAGCCCACAACAAAUAAUGUUUUAAAGUUAUCCCCUUGCUACUUUACUGAUACCUUUAUCAUUCCUGGGACAAU